Molecule: messenger RNA, 1323 nt
Organism: Brienomyrus brachyistius
Lineage: Eukaryota; Metazoa; Chordata; Actinopteri; Osteoglossiformes; Mormyridae
Gene: mrps15
Product: mitochondrial ribosomal protein S15
Exons: 8
Coding region: 156-932 (258 amino acids)
Biological process (GO): translation
Cellular component (GO): ribosome
Molecular function (GO): structural constituent of ribosome
Source: RefSeq, a predicted model, not a curated record
GAUCACGACUCGCAAGGUCGUUCCUUCCUCUUGCCAGGUCUAGUCAAAAUGGCGACAUGUCGCAUGAGUUGUGGUGUAUUUUAGUUGAAUCUAUCUCAGUCUCCAAGGGCAUUUUAACCACCACUUCGCCCCCGUUUACCCUGUUCACGUGAACGAUGUUGCGGGUACUGAAAUAUGCCCCGUUUGUGUGCGAAUAUGUCGCGAAACCGGCUUUUUCUGCGCUGCUGCCGGUGCAUGGCGGCGCCUGCCUUUCCGUCGCUGCUCGACCUUUAACAAGCUGCCGCAUUUCACACGGUCGUGGACAUGAAGCAUUGGGGGAAAGCUUUGCUGUACAGGCAGUGAGGCACUACGCACGCCCUUCGAGAAGGAAGAAAGCCCCCCCCAGCCAGCUCGACGACCUCUCCCCAGCCACGCUGAAGAAGGAUUACGCAGAAGUGCCUCUCCUUAACACGACUGAUGAUUUGAUCAAACGGCUUCUAUCUCUGGAGCUGGGGAGUCAUAAAGACCGGCUGAAGGUCAAAGAGCAGCAGCUGGUGGAGAAGGUCCGGAGGGAUGAACACGAUCGCAGCUCCACGGAAGUGAAGGUGGCCCUCCUGACGGCGCGUAUCCGGAACUACCAGGAGCACUUGCAUAAACACCCCAAGGACAAAGCCAACAAGCGGCGCAUGCUGAUGGCGAUCGACCGGCGGAAGAAGCACCUGAAGUAUCUCCGCCGUACGCGACACGACGCCUUCGAGUUCGUGUGCCAGCAACUGGGCAUCACGUACACCCUGCCGCCGCUGUACUACAGGACACUGACCAAGCGCUGGAUGGCCAAGAAGGCCUUCUGCACGAAGGUUUUUGAAGUUAUCCAGAGGCGGAGGGCGAAGGAGAAGGAGGCGCAGGAGAAGCCCGCUGCAGCCGGCCAGGUGGUGCUGGAGGCAGAGGAGUAGGACGAGGAUGCCCGGGGCAUGGCGGCGUGGGGGUGGGGUCACCUGUACCCCUAUAUGACUCUCGGCACAACUGUGGCAGGAAGAGGACCGUACGCAUUUCUCCAUUCUCGGUCGGGGCUUUGUUGGGCCGCCGCCUGACCAGUUAAACCUCAUCUAAAGAUAUUUUGGUUUCGGUUUUGUUUUUUAUUGCGUUACAUGGCUGAUCCAGUGCUGCACUUCCCUAAUCCCAGCCACCAAAAGCUAUAUCUCUGCAAAAAGGGCUGAAAGUCCAUUUUAUCGACACAUUCUUUUGUGCUGUGAGCAGCUUGUUUCAGUACCCGAUUUGGGGUAAUGGAAGGAGAUUUCUGUCUUUAGAAUCCUUUAAAUGUUGCCAAUAAACAUUUUGUCUCUA